Molecule: messenger RNA, 1347 nt
Organism: Penicillium angulare
Lineage: Eukaryota; Fungi; Ascomycota; Eurotiomycetes; Eurotiales; Aspergillaceae
Product: trans-hexaprenyltranstransferase
Exons: 2
Coding region: 1-1347 (448 amino acids)
Biological process (GO): isoprenoid biosynthetic process; ubiquinone biosynthetic process
Cellular component (GO): transferase complex
Molecular function (GO): prenyltransferase activity
Source: RefSeq, a predicted model, not a curated record
AUGCGAGCUCGUACCACUUCGGCCAUUGGGCUAAUCCUCACGCGACCGUCUUCGACCUCCGUGUGCUCACAAUGUCUUCGUGAAGACCUCCCCUCAACGCAUAUCCUCAUUCAAUCCCGAAAAUACCAUCCAACUUGCCGCAAGGAUGGUCCACCAUUUAGUGCGGCCCUGUCGGCCGCACAAGCUAUCUUAAAGGGUAUGCCGAAGGCUCCCUCCGGCAUCUCUGUUGACCCGUUGCGCAUGGUGGGCAAGGAAUUGAAGUUUCUCAGCAAAAAUAUCCGCCAAUUAUUGGGCUCAGGCCAUCCGGCCUUGGAUAAUGUGGCUAAAUACUAUACCCGCAGCGAGGGCAAACACAUGCGUCCGAUGCUGGUUCUGCUCAUGUCCCAGGCGACGGCCUUGGACCCCCGGAAGCAAGCCCAUACCGCGAGACCGAACCCUGUCGAUAAUCCUCUCAGUUCCCCAUCCAUCCUCGAUGACUCUAAUCCGGAUAUCAACCCCUUGGUAUCCCGGAAUGCGGAAGCUAAGUACGACAUAAUCGGUGACGACAAUAUCCUUCCUUCGCAACGCCGUCUAGCUGAAAUCACCGAGCUAAUCCAUACCGCCUCCCUCCUCCACGACGACGUUAUUGAUAAUGCGGUGACCCGCCGUGCCAAUAGCUCAGCCAACUUGGCAUUCGGAAACAAAAUGGCUGUACUAGCAGGUGAUUUUCUGCUCGGUCGUGCCUCGGUGGCUUUGGCCCGGCUGCGCGACCCGGAGGUUACCGAGCUGAUGGCUACUGUGAUUGCCAAUCUGGUAGAGGGCGAAUUCAUGCAGCUGAAGAAUACGGCUGAUGACGAGUCUAACCCACGAUACACGGACGAGACCUUGAACUACUAUCUGCAAAAGACCUACCUCAAGACCGCCAGUCUGAUCAGCAAAUCGUGUCGUUCUGCUGCUGUCCUUGGUCGUAGUGCGCCCGAGGUCAUCGAGGCUUCUUACGCCUAUGGCCGCAACCUGGGCCUAGCUUUCCAGCUUGUGGACGAUAUGUUGGAUUAUACUGUUACCGAGGCCGAGCUAGGAAAACCUGCUGGAGCAGAUUUGGAGUUGGGUUUGGCUACUGCCCCACUACUCUUUGCUUGGAAGAGCAACCCGGAACUUGGAGCUUUAGUUGGCCGUAAAUUUCGCGAAGAAGGCGAUGUACAAAAGGCCCGCGAGAUUGUCUAUCAUAGCGAUGGCGUGGAACAAACUCGUCGACUAGCCCAGGAAUACGCGGAUAAGGCAGUUGAUGCAAUCAGUGACUUUCCUGAGAGUGAGGCUAAGACCGGCUUGAUCGAUAUGUGCGACAAGACCAUGCGGCGACGGAAAUAA